AACAGCUAGUGCAGUGGUCGAUGCCGAAAAUGCGAGUGGCCAAUGGUUGACAGAGAGUGCAAUCAACGACCAUAUUUUCGUUUGUGAACGCCCAACAGGAGCCUGCGUUGCGGGCUGGGAGGAGUUUGGAGAUUCUUGUUAUUACUUCAACCGCCUCGACGUGGACGUCGUCACGUGGCUGACGGCCCACGAGCUCUGCCAGGGAAUCGGCACGCACCUCCUCGUCGUGGAUUCCCAGGAGGAAGAUGCUUUUAUUCGCGGCAAAAUAUCUGAAGGAGAACAAUUGUGGAUUGGAUUGUACUUUGAGCAAAACAACACCGCGUUCAAGUGGGUGGAUGGUUCGUUGUACUCCAACAACAUCACUCACAUGUCGCAACAAGAUGAGGAUGACGUCAUCGCUCAGGGUGAAUCCAAGUGCGUCGCAGCUCAAAUCGAUACCUCUACGGAAGUUAAUGAGGAGUCCUGGGACCCGUUGACAUGCACAGAGACUCACAACUACAUUUGUGAAGUUGCUGCCGGGACGCCGGUCUACAUCUACGUCCCUCCUCUGGAACAGUACUGCCCAGAUGGCUGGGAUCUGGAUCAAGACUUUUGCUACCUUGUAUCUAGCAAUGAGAUGACGUGGAGCUCCGCUGAAUCUUUCUGCCAGACUGCGGGAGGACAUCUUGCUUCAAUUAAUUCUUGGAUAGAGCAAGACACCGUCCACAAUCAUCUGGGCGACACCAGCUGGAUUGGCCUGAAUGAUCGUCGUGUUGAUGGAGUGUUUGAAUGGUCCGACGGAAAUGCUGUCGUCAUUCAAAACUGGAACAUGGGAGAUCCAUCCGGCGGAGAUGAAAAUUGUGUGGAAAUGAAAAUUGAGGAAGGAUUUUGGAACGACAUGACGUGCUCAGAAGCUCAACCGUUUGUGUGUAAACGUGGCUACUCGACGACUCCCCUCGGUCCGGUCACUACCACCACUCCAGCUCCAGACUCUGGCUCGUGUGGAGAAGGGUGGGAGGAAGACUCGACCUCUGGCAUCUGUUACAUGUUCGUGAAUGAACUUCUAGCGCAGGCUGAUGCUAGGCUGCGCUGUCAGGAAAUGCCCUACAGCGAAGGCCAGUCCGUCCCAGACCUUACUUCUCUGUCCAAUGAAGACGAGCAGCUCUUCGUUGAAGGAAUGGUGGCUCGGGCACGCGUACAAGACCAUGGUGUGUACAUUGGGCUGAGGAACGACGAUACUUCCCUCUACUGGACUGAUGGAGAGCCUGUGGCAAUCCUUAAUUACGCUGACGGUGAACCCAAUGGAUUUUCCUCAGAUUCUUGCACAGAAAUGUUAAACGAUGGGAAAUACGAAUGGAACGAUUGCGACUGCAAGCUUCGAUUGCCGUUCGUUUGCGAAAAGAAAGGACUUGACUACAAGUCACCAACACCUCCGCCAAUUCUGUUAGAGUGCCCCGCUGGCUGGAAGUUUUUCAACGAGUUCUGCUACUACAUCUCCUCCUCAUCGGAGCUAAAGAAUUGGUCAGACGCCAGAGGUUCUUGUGCUGACAUGUAUGGUAGCUCACUCACUUCCAUCAUGAGUGAAGAUGAGAACAAAUUCAUUUUGGAUUCCAUUCAAGACGAUUAUAAAAAUACUUGGAUUGGCCUCAUUGCCCUGGACAACGGAUCUUAUACAUCGUGGGUGGACGGGAACUUGAUCACUUACACCAACUGGUAUCCCGGGGAACCUAACAAUCAAUUUGGACUGGAGGACUGUGUAGGGAUGAUGUACUCAUAUGCAGGGGCUGGUCAGGGGCAAUGGGACGACAUGCCCUGUGAUAACAUAGAGCGCUACGUUUGCAAAACACAAUUCAAGACGUGCCCUGAAGGCUGGUCGCUGCAUGACAACAAAUGUUAUUACAUCAGCACGAUCAGCGAGACAUGGGACAUUGCGCUCGACAAGUGCAGGGAAGUGGAGGGAGAUGCGACACUGCUGAGCUGGCAUUCUCAGCAGGAGGUUGAUUACGUGCAAGGUUUGAUCAACGAUUCGAUCGAUCUGACGUGGCUGGGACUGCGGCUCGAGGAGGGCGAGGCCUGGAAAUGGACGGAUGGCUCGGCUGAUGACUUCGUCAACUGGAGGCCUGGACAGCCGGACCACAACGACACCGAGCUGUGCGCCCUGACUGAUUCAAAUCCGGAAAGCUCCAAUUACGGUUACAUCGACAACUAUCCCUGUAACGGCUCGCAUCACUUCGCUUGCGAAUAUUUCCCAAAUCCUACUGUUGGCUGUGAUCCUGGCUGGGAGUUUUACGGCGGUUAUUGCUAUUAUGACAGUCAGCAUAAGGAGGAAUUUUCUACACUGAAAUACGACGAAGCAUCGGCUAAAUGCCAAGAAUUUGGUGGCCACCUUACGUCCAUCUUAUCCGCAGACGAAAAUAACUUCCUCUAUAGUCAUCUAGAUGUUAACUACUACUAUUAUCAUCACAUUGGACUUAAAGUUACGGCUCCAGAUGGCAAGUUAACCUGGAGCGACGGCUCCCCAGUGCUCUACACAAGUUUUUCCUCUGUUAUUUCAGCUCCUACUCCAAGUUCCAAUUUCUACCUGGCCCAAGUCAACGGUUUGCUGUGGACGCAGUACAAUUAUCUCGCCGUGAAUUAUUAUUUCUGUAAGAAAUCUGCCACCAUAACCAGCCUUGUACCGCCGUCAUCUGGACGUAUUAGUUAACUCGGAAUGCCGCUGCACAAAGUAUCCCACCUUCAACAGGCACAAAAAAUACCUGGCGCUGGACCUCCAUUUGUGACCGUGCAAGAGACGAAGACAGAGGGAGAAGAUGACAGUCAGCACUCUACGGUGUAGGCAUCACACGCGCUUGUGCUUUUAUCUU
Molecule: messenger RNA, 2843 nt
Organism: Hyalella azteca
Lineage: Eukaryota; Metazoa; Arthropoda; Malacostraca; Amphipoda; Hyalellidae
Product: macrophage mannose receptor 1
Exons: 20
Coding region: 368-2683 (771 amino acids)
Molecular function (GO): signaling receptor activity
Source: RefSeq, a predicted model, not a curated record